Emiliania huxleyi CCMP1516 is the source of this 1197-nucleotide messenger RNA. RefSeq lists its product as hypothetical. Gene Ontology annotation, biological process: molybdate ion transport. The transcript is spliced from 7 exons. Gene Ontology annotation, cellular component: membrane. The coding region runs from base 1 to 1197 and encodes 398 amino acids. Lineage: Eukaryota; Haptophyta; Isochrysidales; Noelaerhabdaceae. Gene Ontology annotation, molecular function: molybdate ion transmembrane transporter activity. The record is from RefSeq and is a predicted model, not a curated record.
AUGUUUCUCCCGGCGACCCUCGCGCUGCGUGGUGGCCUGGCGGCGCGCACGCCGGACCAGCUGUUCAACGUGCUAUUCUUUGGCCUCUCCUCCGUCUGCAGCAUCGUUGUCGCCCUCUCCUCCGCGCGCGACAUCGGCGCCUCCCGCAGCAGCGACGCCACCAAGCCUAGCAAGGCGGCCCGUUCGCUGCAGCUCCGCUUCCUGCUCGUCUUCUGGCUGUACAAGAUGGCGGACUGGCUGCAGGGCCCGUACUUUUAUGAGGUGUACGCCUCCAAGGUGAUCAACGGCGCCGCGAUGACCACCUCCUCCGUCGCAAAGUUCUUCCUCACCGGCUUCUCGUCUACGGCACUCUUCGGCGCCGUCGUCGGAGGCGCCGCGCCGCCGCGAGCCGCCACGCGCGUCCGCGGCUCCCUCGCCUUUGCGCUGCUGUACGCCCUCUCUGCCCUCUCGACGCGCGCAGAGACGCUGCCGCUGCUGUACGCCGGCCGGGUGGCGGGCGGGCUGGGCACUUCCCUGCUCUUCUCGGCGCCCGAGGCCUGGCUCGUGUCGGAGCACCAGGCGGGCGCCUUCGGCCAGGCCUUCCUUUCGCAGACCUUCACGCUGGCCUACUUUGGCGACUCCCUCAACAAGGGCGGCGCGGCCGAGGGGAACGGCGCGGCCGAGGAGAGCGGCGCGGCCGACGCGCCGCGCCCGAGCGGCAGCAUAGUGCGGGCCGUCGCGUCGGACCGGCGGGUGGCGCUCGUCGGCGCGGUGCAGGCGCUAUUCGAGGGGGCGAUGUAUGUCUUCGUGCUGCAGUGGCCGCCCGCCCUCAAGGCGGCCCUCGGCCCGAACGUCCCCUUUGGCAAGGUCUUCUCCUGCUUCAUGGACAUCAUGGCGGUGCUGCUCGCCUGCGCCACCGCCGCGAUGGGCGCCGCCACCUUUGCGACGGGCGGAGCGCUCGCUCCGAUCGCGUGCGUCGGCUGCUACUUCCCGCUCAUUGGCACUCUGCGCUCCAAGUACCUGCCCGACGCCUACCGCGGCGUCAUCAUGAACCUGUUUGGCAUCCCGCUCAAUCUGAUCGUCGUGGCCGUCUUCCUCUCCAUCGGCAAGCUCGGCCUCGCCGGCGCCUUCGCUUGCUCCUUCUCCGCCCUCGCCACCGCCCUCGUCGCGCAGCUGCUGCUCCGUCACACGGUGCGGCACGACAAGGCGGCGGCGUGA